Mycena citricolor is the source of this 423-nucleotide messenger RNA. The record is from the annotation of a GenBank genome assembly. Lineage: Eukaryota; Fungi; Basidiomycota; Agaricomycetes; Agaricales; Mycenaceae.
AUGGUGCGCAGCAACCCCAACAAGUCCCGUAAGAUCCAAGAGCGAGAGAAGAGUGGGCAGAAGAAAGCUGGGAGCGGCAAUAAGGGCAAGAAUAAGAAGAGCGAGGAUGCGUGGUUGGCGGACGGAGAUGUGGGUUUGCAUCAGAUCAUUGAACAGGUGCAAGAGAACGCGAAAGAAGAUGACAAGGUUGAUCUGGACGAAGAAACUGACGAGAAUGGGGACAUCUUUGACUCUUUCAAGUUUGAUCACAAGGAAGCCAUUGCGGCCAUUGACCUGCUACGCAAGAUCACUCAGACUCGACCGGAUCAGGAUGUUUCAAUGCCACUUGAUGCCAAUCCGAAGAAACUUGGGUUGAAUCUCGUACAGGAGAAGGAAGAGUCCAAGGUUCAAGUGUCGUUGGAUAGCUUUUUUGGUCCCAAGUAG